Messenger RNA from Wyeomyia smithii (pitcher-plant mosquito), 453 nucleotides. RefSeq lists its product as uncharacterized. The transcript has a single exon. Bases 1 to 453 code for a protein of 150 amino acids. NCBI's taxonomy places the organism in Eukaryota, Metazoa, Arthropoda, Insecta, Diptera, Culicidae. The record is from RefSeq and is a predicted model, not a curated record.
AUGGAGGUGAUCAGAGGUAAUGCCAAUGGGACUGCAAAUAGCCCGGUGGGUAAACCUAAAGCGCCUCCUACCUACACUGAAGUCCUUAGCCAGUUCAAGGUUGGACUGAUGCCUAAGGACUAUCCGAUGUCUCGGCUCUCGACUACCAUGAUGGAACUAGUAGAAGAGUCCAUCCUGGCUAUAGUCGUUGAUAAGAGAAAGGAACAAUUCAAGCCCAAAUUCACCAACUGCUGGUUUAGGUCCGGGUUUAUGGUAAUAGAGUGCCAGAACCAGGAAACUGCAGACUGGCUGAAAGGAAUUGUUCCGAGUAUCAAGCCAUGGGAAACAGUUGAUCUGAUGGUUGUUGAUAGUGAAUCUAUCCCGAGACCAGAAAUUUUAGCUGUCUUCUUCCCCAAAAGUGAGAAAAACGACAAUGAAACCAUAUUGGCCCUGGUUGAAGGCCAUUGCCACUGA